AAAAUCUACAGUGUUACCAAGUGAUUGAGAAAAGAAAAAAAUAAUAAUAAUAGACACCUUCAUGCCACGCUCAACAGGUUCCCGUGAGAUUGAGGUGAUGCCGUAAAGAAAAAUGUUGCACAGUGUAACGAAAUAAUUGAGAUAAGAAGGAAAACUACAAGAAGGAUGAGCCGUUGCAAAGGCUGAGCGUCCGCACCAACCACGGCCUUAUGUGGGCCUCCAAAACUGACACUAAAAGAGAAAGAAAUGGAUGAAGAAACGUAAUGCCAGUUGAAAAUAUAUAAAAGUAUGCAUUAUAUAUUGAACGCAUGUAAAACUCUUCAUAAAGCAACAUGUAAAAUACGGGAAAGAUCAUAAUACUUCGCUUGAAUGCUCCAAAAUGAGUGAGGAAAUGUGAUAACGAUGGAAAGUAUAUAAAAAAGUAUGCCCUGUGUAUUGAAAGCAUGUAAAACUCUCCCAAAAGCAACAUGUAAAAUACGGGAAAGAUCAUAAUACUUCGCUUGAGUGCUCCAAAAUGAGUGAGGGAAUGUAAGUAAUGACGAUGGAAAGUAUAUAAAAAGUAUGAACUAUGUAUAUUGAAAGCAUGUAAAACUCUUCAUAAAGCAACAUGUAAAAUACGGAAAAGAUCAUAAUACUUCGCGUGAGUGUUCCAAAUGAGUGAGGGAAUGUAACGACAAUUGAAAGUAUAAAAGUAUGCAAUAUAUAUUGAAAGCAUGUGACAUUCUUCCUUAAGCAACAUGUAAAAUACGGAAAAGAUCAUAAUAAUUAGCGUGAGUGCUCCAAAUCUAAUGACAACCGAAAAUACAAAGGUCUGCAUUAUGUGUUGAAAGUACGUAAAACUCCUCCUAAACCAACAUGUAAAAUACGAGAAAAAAAUCAUUAUAGUCAGCGUGAGUGCUCCUCCGCCUGAGCCACCACGCGCCACGCCACGGCCUGAGCCACUGUAGGAGCCAUGGGUCGGGCUGGGACUCCCCCGGCAUGUCCGCUGCUCGUAGGGUGAGGCGCCGCGGCUCGCCAUGAACCUGGGCCGCCGCACGCCUCUCUGCGCGCUGGCGGAGGACCGGGAGGAGACCGUGUACAUGCUGGACGAAGACCCGCCAGAGGACGACCAAGAUCGAUCACGGCCCUGGUGGAAGAGUUGGAAUCGGAAAUACGUGUUGCUGUGUGGAACCUGCGGAGCCUCGGCCGUCCUGCUGGGCACCUUCUACCUCAUUAUCUACUUCGUGCUCAGGUCCUACACAUCGUCGCUUCAGUACUUCGAAACUAUACCCACCUACGUGCCCGCCUCCGUGCUGAUCCUGACCGGUCUGUUGGUUCUCUGCUUCGUCAGGAGAAAGAACAGAUUCUCCUACCUGAUCAAGGUGAGCGGGUGUCUGUGUCUGGUGUGCGCCGUGCUCUGCGUCGUCGUCACCGUCACCACCACAGUCCUGCACAUGAACCGCCUCCAGACCCUUCAGGAGUGCGAGUUCUUCCCGCACUCCCAGUCCUGUACCUGCACCCCUUACACCGGCGUCCACGACCCCACGCAGGACGUUCGAUAUGACUUCGCGCUGGUCAACGUUGGGGCGAACUGCGACGUCAUCCACGGGCCGCUGUACUCCUGCCUGCGCGCCCUCUUCGGCCUCUCCGUCAUCGGGAUCCUCGUGUCCAUCUUCUCCUGCAUGUUGGUCUACCAGCUGCUGAGCCAUGAGAAGAAAAAGAUGUACUGGGAGCAGCUGGAGCACCGGCGGCGGCUGCUUUACCGACGCACCCCGGCCCCCAACGCGUGUUCCUGCUGCGACGACUACGGCUUCGUUCCGCCCUCUGAGCUGUACCCGUGGGCACCGUGGGACACUUUGGAUGACAGGUACUGGGCUGGCGGCCACUUCUACACGCCUGGUGCUGAGGACUCCUCCAACACCUCUCGCUCGGUACUUCUAGGAACGACCACCACACCACAGGGCCAAGGGCCUCUGUGGCUCCCCUGGGGUGGUGCCUGGGGGGCUCACAGUGCCACUACCCCACAACAACACCAACAGCAACAGCAGCAACAGCAGCAGCAGACUAACAAUCCAGGUGACCCCAACGCCGCUGCCAAUGUCAGCAGCGUGGCGGACAACAAUCCAAGCGAGGACACGAGAGCACAGGUGACAGGGGUCCUCCUCCGUCCCUUCCUCCCUCGAGGCUUGGAGAACCGCCUGGGCCUCCGCCGCCAGCAUGCUCCAGGCCCACAGAGUCGCCGGCCGCUGUCAGAUCCUGGCGUGGUGCUGCAGCUGCCCCGAUAUCCCCCUGCCUUCACUGAGGCCUACCUGCCCCCCAUGGCCUAUCAAGAGGCUUUCCCCCGCUACAUGUGGGGCCCUCCACCGCCCUACUCCCAGCCCACCUCUUCAGAGAACCUGGCCAUGCAGAUGUCCCCCCACCACCACCCCAACUCCCCUACCUCGCCCCAGGGCAUUCAUGGCAUCAUGGCUCAAGCAAUAAGAGCCUCCCCUGCCCACCGCCCCGCCACGCUGGCAGACCUAAUGCACGGCCCCGCUAGUCCUACCAGCAACACACUCUCCUCGCCCAGUGAUGACUCGGAGAUCAUGAGUUCUCCUUCUCAGAACCAGCGAGUGACACGCGGGCGGCACAAGGGUAGCCCCUGUGAGCAGGGAGGAACAUUGGGUGGCUCCAGCUCUCUCCCGUCUCGCCAUCGCUCCCGAAGACUACCCAUAGGACACGUCAAAUCGCUUGGAGACGUUAACGAGCAUAAGCAUGAUGAACCUCUGGAAGUGUUGUUUUGUGAUGGCAAAGACAUUGCCCCGCUGGACAAGUUCCAGUCCCAGACUGACGUGCCUCGCGAGGCAUACCGCAGCAAGCACAUCAAGAGCAUCAGUGACCCGAAGGUGGUGUACACGAGUGGCAAGAAUGAGCAGGAGUCAGAGCUGUACUUUGCUGAUGUCUCAUCCUGCAUCUCAGUGAGGCAAGAUGGAGAUGAAAUGCUCUACUACUCGGAGCCCACCAGCUCAGCCAGCCAGAACACUCCCUCGCCCACCAACAAGGAGGCUAUAGAUACCCCCAUCAAUCACACGUACGAACAGGUACGUGAGAAGGAUGACGACAGUUCCCACCAUGCCUCUGAUGACACCAUGAUUGUCCACACUUCAUCCUCAGACCACAGUCUGGCCGCUGAGACAGAAAAUACUUACAGUGUUGUGUCGCCUCUCACAGACAUGUCGAGCACCUCCCCAAUGAUCACCGACACGGACGCAUACUCGUGCUACACUCCCACCACCUCGGGACCCUCCCCCUCCUCACCAGGACAAAGGGACAACACGCCCUCCACACCCCAGGCACCGUACAACCACAAUCUUUCUCUUCACUCCAUGCGACAGCUCCACCCGCUUCAUCCCUUACACCCGCUGCACCAUAUGCACCACAUGCACCCUGGCGCCAGGGCACACCUUAAUGACAACGAGUCCAUGCCGCCGCAGCUCAAUGAGUGUCCUGAUGGAGGACUUGAGGCCGAGCACUGCUACGAAACGCUGCCGGGCUGCAAUGACGACACUGCCCCUCCCCGAGGUUCCCCCGGUGCCACCAAUGAGCCUCGGCCAGAGGGCAGCGCUACACACACAGCCGAUGCCUCAGACUUGAAUGGAAAUGUGACGCUAACAGAGGCCAUCGUGCACAUGGGUCCACCAGGGAUGGAUGGCUCCGCUCCCGGCAGCCAAACCUCUCGAGCGUCCAGGGCCAACCUCUCCCUACCACUCCGUCGGGUGCUCUCGUCCUCCAAUGCCAAUGCUGAGGAGGUGCCUGAAGACUCCCCGACACCAGACUCUGAAAUGGUGUCAGUGGAGCAGGGUCGUGGGUCCACAGGGCGGCGAGGGACAGCAGCAGGAGGAGGAGGAGGUGGAGGAGGAGGAGGAGGAGGGGAGCGCCUUUCCUACCACAGCUCCGAGCCCAACACCCCCGCCGAAAGGAGGAUACACUCGGUGCAAGACCUUCUCUUUACACUCAAAUCUGUUAAUGUUUAAGUGGAUGUGAGAGCUGAAAGAUGUUGAAGUGAGUGUCAGCUGAAGACUGAAUACAAUCUAUGCGAAGAGUACCUUGCAGUGCAGUAGUCAACCGUAACUUCUAACAAUGCCGGUAUUCCAAGUGAUUCACUUUUUGUGAUCCAAAACAAGUCAGUGUUAAUAGUCUAAGGAGUCACUCAUAAACUUUAUACCACAAGCAAGAGUGCUGUAUGUGUAUGUGUGUGUGUUCAUAUGGGUGUAGGUGAAGAUGUGUGUGUGUGUGUGUGUGUGUGUGUGUGUGUGUGUGUGUGUGUGUGUGUGCCACAUGUAGAAAUUACUCUAUGCAAGCCUUUUCAUUGUUUUUGAGGUCCCUGCAGCCAGUUCUGUGUAGCAUAACAGUGUGUGGUGGCUAGUGUUAAGGGCCUGCCACACCCCAGGGAGCCACAGUAUGGUGAGUGAGGCGCUGUAAGCUGCUGUUGUUUAUAGUAUUGAAGGGAAAGCUGUGCUGGCAUAUGGCUGUUAUCCUCCUGCAGUGUAACUGCCAAUGUCUGCCAUGCACCACCAUUGGCCAUGGAUGUGUCCUUCAAGGAGUGUUUCCUGUAAUAUUACCUAUCAAGCCUUCACGCAUCUGUCUUAUUUUCAAAGGUAUGUGGGCCAGCAGCAGCCUCAUGUUGGAGGUCAUUGCCCACAACACCACUCACUCCAGGAAGCACCUCGCUGCCCUGACCGAUUGGCGGUACAUGUUAGUGCAAUAUGUUUGGAACAUGUCUAGGACAUUUCCUAAGGGCAUUAAAUUAAGCAUUGAUUACCCCAGUAUGACAUAUGUCUAUGAAGAGAACUUUGUUGUCUCUUAUUUUGUCAGGCAUCUUACAAGAGCUCGUAAGAGUUGAUGGUAAUAGGACCUAGUACAGAAUAGGGAUUCUGUCCUCUCAUAGGAUGUUGAAAUAUAUAUAACACGUUCUUCUUAAAAUCUGACGUGAAUGGCUGGGGGAAGAUUCCUGCUGUGAGGGGACACUAGUUUUUAAGGCUCACGACGCUCAGGUUGAUGUUGUCCAUAUCUCACGUGAGUGUUGACUCACAUGUGUUUAGUCACUGGUCAAGAAUGAGAGCGAAAAUACAAUCACGCAGCUGUACCUUCAGGGCGGUGAUUUCAUCCGUUCAGCUCAACACGGCUCACAAAAGAGAAGCUGAAGAAUUUACAUUCUAACAAGUGCUUUAGUUUCAAGUUUUUACCCCAACGACACGAGCUCAUAGCAGACACUGACCCCACAAUGGCUUUGUAGCCUGCCUUGUCCAGAGUCUACAAUCUUUAGAUGCUGAAUCAUGUAAAUAUUCUUUUAUUAAAAGCAUUUAUAAUUUGUUCAAUUAUAAUUUAUUUUCAUAAAAGUGGCCAUGCACGCAAUAGCAGACUCCAGAGCAUUGAACCGCUGUUUACUAGAUUUACUGGAAGAACAAGAUGGGGAUGUCUGUCAGGACUUUGCAAUCACCAGUGGCCACGUUGCUUUCUUGCUGAAACAAAGCUGCCACACAUUAUCAGUAAAAAUAUUUACCAGAAAUCCAGGAAAACAAUUAAAAAAUUAUUGAUUUUACGCUACAUAUAAUACACUUUCGUAAAUGUACCAAAAUGUGAAGAAGUCAGCCUGUGUGGCUCAAAGUUACAAUAUGUGUGCCAAAUCAAUGUUCUUCAAACUUUUAUAAGUGCAACAUGUUGUCAUUUCAAGCAUCACCUUCAUGAUCCGUUUGCAAACCUCCAGAUAGUACUCAGAACGGUGUGCCCCCUUCAUCUAGUAUUCAGUUAUUAAUUUGUGAAGCAGCAGCAAUCCCAGUAGUCUCCUGCAACCCGCUACUGGGACGCCAUUCUUUCCUUGAAGUACCAUAUCCUUUAACAGUGUAAAGAUAACAUUCAGUAUUACCCACAAGCCUUGGUGUCCCAACCUCAAUGUGCAUCAGAAUCAGACCACCCGUGUGCCCUCUCAAGUAUUCUUUCGUGCAAGAUUGUCAUACAACAAAGUCCUUGUGUGUAUGUGUGAGAGAGAGAGAGAGAGAGAGAGAGAGAGAGAGAGAGAGAGAGAGAGAGAGAGAGAGAGAGAGAGUCUUCAUUUAGAACAAGUGAACGUCUGCAAGUGUCCAGUGAGUGUAGUGUCCGGAGAGCCCUGACCCCCUCCCCCCCCCCAUCCCCGCGUUGACCUGGUGUACUGACGCUCCCCAAAAGUGCUCCACUGAUCUAGUCUCGUUUUUUGCAUGUCAGUUUCCAGUGUAAACCAAGGGAAAAGAGACAAUACAGCAGCACUCUGUGAUUGAAGUUCUUCUCUCAUCAGUACUACCAUAAAAUUUCGGUGUAUUCCCAGUGUUCAUCGAGAUGUAACAUAAAGAAACGUAUUGUAAUAUUUGUGGUAUGUAUUUUCUUAAGAUAUGUGUGUGUAGACUUCAUUGUUAUGCAACACUUUUGCAUUCAUAUCUGGUUGUUACUUUUUCCAUGACCCCUUAAGUGCCAUUCCGUUGUUACUUGUGUAUGUUGUGUUAUUUUAGUAAAGUCAUACAACAUGUU
This is a messenger RNA of Eriocheir sinensis (Chinese mitten crab), 6519 nucleotides long. RefSeq lists its product as uncharacterized. The record is from RefSeq and is a predicted model, not a curated record. The transcript is spliced from 8 exons. Bases 1017 to 3992 code for a protein of 991 amino acids. Lineage: Eukaryota; Metazoa; Arthropoda; Malacostraca; Decapoda; Varunidae.